Messenger RNA from Penicillium canescens, 1410 nucleotides. Its product is annotated as glutamine synthetase family protein. The transcript has 4 exons. Gene Ontology annotation, molecular function: glutamine synthetase activity. Lineage: Eukaryota; Fungi; Ascomycota; Eurotiomycetes; Eurotiales; Aspergillaceae. Bases 1 to 1410 code for a protein of 469 amino acids. The record is from RefSeq and is a predicted model, not a curated record.
AUGAUUACACCCACCAUGAUUACUGUUGAAUCCCUCCCCACUCUUCUCGCCGACGACAUCAAGGUCAAGGUCGCCGGCAUUGACAGCGAUGGUGUCCUCCGUGGCAAGGUCAUGGCCAAGGAGAAGUUCCUCGGCAUCGCAGAAAAGGGCUUUGGCUUCAGUUCUGCUCUCUUCGGUUGGGAUAUGCAUGAUAUGAUGUGGACAACCGAAGCACGCGUCGCGCCCCCAGAGUCAGGCUAUGCGGAUUUCCUCGCCAUUCCAGACCUGAACUCAUUCAGACGUCUGCCAUGGGAGGAGAAUAUUCCAUUCUUCCUUGUGCGCUUCCUCAAUGAUACUGAUCCGGUAUUGGCCGAUGGAAGGAGUAUGUUGAGGAGUCUGUGUGAUCGGCUUGGAGGGGAGGGAAUUCGAGCUCUGGCUGGAGUUGAACUUGAGUUCAUGAACUUCCAGACUCCCUCCGAAGACGGAUACGGCAGCGCCGGUUCCAACCACCCCAAUCUGGCUUCCUUCCUGGAGAAGAACGCCCCCAGUUCCCUUCGACCCAUCACAGCUGGCAUGUUCUGCUACAGCUCAACACGCCCUGUUGCCAACAAGAAGUACUUCUAUGAUAUUUUCAACACUGCUGCGCAGAUCAAUUGCGGCAUUGAAGGGUGGCACACUGAGGGCGGGCCCGGUGUGUACGAAGCUGCCCUGAAGGUUUCAGAAAUCAGUGAAAUGGCCGACAAGGUUGCAAUGUUUAAACUCCUCACCAAAUCAUUGGGAAUGGAUCACGGAGUCACACCCUGCUUCAUGGCUAAGCCCAUGCAUGGCAUGCCCGGAAGCUCAGGCCACAUUCACAUUUCCCUCGCCGACAAAGAGGGUAAGAACCUCUUUGCGCGCGAGACCCCCGAAGCCCACCCUCAAUGGUCAGACAUUGCCCACCUAUCCGACACAGGACGCCAUUUCCUCGCCGGACUCCUAGACGCUCUCCCAGAUAUCAUGCCACUCUUUGCCCCUACCGUCAACUCAUACAAGCGUCUUGUCGAGAACUACUGGGCACCAGUACACAUCAGCUGGGGACUCGAGGACCGAAUUGCCUCUAUUCGUCUCAUCACACCACCAGUCUGCAAGCCCGGUGCCACACGCUUUGAAGUCCGUAUCCCUGGUGCGGACUUACAUCCUCACUACGCUCUCAGCGUCAUCCUCGCAGCUGGCUGGAGGGGCGUGCAGAAGAAGCUUGAGAUCAAGGUCCCGCCUAUGUCAGCGCGCAAGGCAGGGGACCAUCGUCCAGAGCUGCUGCCCAACACUUUGGACAAGGCUUUGGAUCGGUUCUCGGCACCUAACAGCAUUGCUCGUGAGAUUUUGGAUUCAGAGUUUGUGGACUUCUUCACUGCUACGAGACAGCAUGAGUUGGGUCAGUGGAGGAGGCUGUGA